AUGCUCCCACCCAUCCGCACGGCUCUUGGCCUUGUUGCCACAGGUUCUCUAGCCACUGGGGGGCCGUGUGAUAUCUAUUCCUCAGGGGGCACGCCUUGUGUUGCCGCUCACAGCACCACUCGUGCCCUAUACAGCGCUUAUACUGGCCCGUUGUACCAAGUGCAGCGAGGCUCUGAUGGUGCCACAACCACCAUCUCGCCACUUUCUAGUGGCGUUGCCAAUGCUGCCGCUCAAGACUCUUUCUGUGCUGGCACAACCUGCCUCAUCACAAUUAUUUACGACCAGUCGGGGCGUGGUAAUCACCUUACCCAGGCUCCCCCCGGUGGUUUUAAUGGUCCAGAGUCCAAUGGCUACGAUAACCUUGCAAGCGCAAUUGGAGCGCCAGUGACGCUGAACGGUCAGAAAGCAUAUGGAGUCUUCAUAUCCCCUGGCACUGGCUAUCGCAACAAUGCCGCCAGCGGCACAGCUCGAGGUGACGCGGCAGAGGGUAUGUACGCGGUUCUCGACGGUACCCAUUACAACGGUGCAUGCUGCUUUGACUACGGCAAUGCCGAGACAAGUAGUCGCGAUACGGGUAAUGGCCACAUGGAGGCCAUCUAUUUUGGUGACAGCACCGUCUGGGGCACUGGCUCAGGCAGCGGUCCUUGGGUGAUGGCCGAUCUUGAGAACGGCUUAUUCUCUGGCUCUAGCGCUGGCAACAACGCGGGAGAUCCAUCAAUCUCUUACCGGUUCGUCACUGCAGCCGUCAAGGGACAGCCAAACCAAUGGGCAAUCCGCGGUGCCAACGCUGCGUCUGGCUCACUGUCAACCUUUUACAGCGGCGCGCGCCCAACAGUGUCUGGCUACAACCCGAUGAGCAAGGAAGGAGCAAUCAUUCUCGGCAUUGGCGGCGAUAAUAGCAAUGGUGCUCAAGGUACUUUCUAUGAGGGAGUCAUGACCUCUGGCUAUCCGUCUGAUGCAACUGAGAACUCGGUGCAAGCAAAUAUUGUAGCCGCCAAAUAUGCAGUCACAUCGCUGACCAGUGGUCCAGCGCUCACUGUCGGUUCUUCAAUCUCGCUACGAGCAACCACAGCCUGCUGCACUACACGAUAUAUUGCACACACUGGUUCUACAGUCAACACACAGGUCGUUUCAUCAUCCAGCGCUGCUGCCCUUAAACAAUCAGCCAGCUGGACGGUUCGAACUGGCUUGGGCAACAGUGGCUGCUUCUCGUUUGAGUCUAAGGACACCCCGGGCAGCUACAUUCGGCAUAAUAACUUCGCGCUCUUGCUCAACGCUAAUGACGGCAGUAAGCAGUUCGCCGAAGAUGCUACGUUUUGCCCACAGGCCGGCCUUAACGGCCAGGGCAGCUCACUUCGAGCUUGGGGCUACCCAACCCGUUAUUUUCGCCACUACAACAACAUUCUUUACAUUGGGAGCAAUGGCGGUGUUCACACAUUUGAUGCUACCACGUCGUUCAACGAUGACGUGAGCUUUGUAAUUAGCGCCAGUUUUGCUUAA
Messenger RNA from Trichoderma virens Gv29-8, 1500 nucleotides. Its product is annotated as glycoside hydrolase family 54 protein. The record is from RefSeq and is a predicted model, not a curated record. The coding region runs from base 1 to 1500 and encodes 499 amino acids. Gene Ontology annotation, biological process: L-arabinose metabolic process; pectin catabolic process; arabinan metabolic process. Gene Ontology annotation, molecular function: alpha-L-arabinofuranosidase activity. NCBI's taxonomy places the organism in Eukaryota, Fungi, Ascomycota, Sordariomycetes, Hypocreales, Hypocreaceae. The transcript has a single exon.